Molecule: messenger RNA, 2602 nt
Organism: Kogia breviceps (pygmy sperm whale)
Lineage: Eukaryota; Metazoa; Chordata; Mammalia; Artiodactyla; Physeteridae
Source: RefSeq, a predicted model, not a curated record
GUGCCUGCCACCUUCCACGGGAGCCACGGAGACAGCAGCGCGUCAAGGUCCAGCUCCGACCCCCAGCCGGGGCCUCGAGCCGCCCCCGGGCCCAGUAGCCCCCAACUGCGGCCCCCUCCUCCCAGGGCCCAUCGGUACCCGCUUCCUGCUUCUCCAUCAAUGGGACCGGGCCGGUGGGAGACUCCAGUCCGGUCCCCGGGGCUCGAUGGGCCCCACCUGCUCCCUGGCUUGUCGGGAACUGGCCGGGAGAAACGACCGGCACCACGGCCCACAGCCACCUCCCGCCUUCCUGGCCAAGUGGAAUGUUUGCUUCCGAUCAAAUUCCAGCAGGCCGCCCGCCGGCCCAGUGUCCUGUCUGCUGACUCACGGAGCCCCGCACCCCACUGCUCUCGCUGGUCCCUUUGGGAUUAACUAGCGAUAGAACCUGCUCGCCUUGUUCAGCUCAGCCCUGCAACCGGUGGCCUGUCGGGCUCCGAGUCACCCGACGGAAAGACGAGCUUUCCCUGAGGAGGAGGAAGUCCAACCAGACAGUCUCUAAGGACCUCCCAGCUCCAGGACAUAGGGCUACAGUCGAUGGCUGCACACGGACAUCAGAAAUGCCUCGCGUUGUGUGUAUACCUGGUGGUGGCACAUGAGCGAGAGCAACAGCGAGAGCCCGACUGAGCAGAGCCCGAGGGACCCGGCGACAGUCAGCUGGGAAAGCCCAGACCCUGACGUGUUGGAUGAGCAGGCCCCCCUGGAAGAGUCCACUGUGUGAGAUGGUGCAGCCUAGCGGCGGCCCAGCAGGGGACCAGGACGUGCUGGGUGAAGAGUCUUCUCUGGGGAAGCCAGCCAUGCUUCACCUGCCUUCAGAGCAGGGUGCUCCUGAGACCUUCCAGCGCUGUCUGGAGGAGAAUCAAGAGCUCCGAGACGCCAUCCGCCAGAGCAACCAGAUGCUGCGGGAACGCUGCGAGGAGCUGCAGCGUUUCCAGGGCAGCCAGAGGGAGGAGAAGGCCUUCCUCAUGCAGAAGUUCCAGGAGGCCCGGGACCUGGUGGAGAGGCUGAGCCUGGAGAAGCGGGAGCUGCACCGGCAGAGGGAGCAGGCCCUGCAGGAGCUGGAGUGCCUCAAGACAUGCCAGCAGCAGAUGGCCGAGGACAAGGCCUCAGUGAAAGCCCAGGUGACAUCCUUGCUGGGGGAGCUGCAGGAGAGCCAGAGUCGCUUGGAGGCCGCCACCAAGGAGAGGCAGGUUUUGGAGGGCAGGGCCCGGGCCGCCAGCGAGCAGGCCCGGCAGCUGGAGAACGAGCGCGAGGCGCUGCAGCAGCAGCACAGCGUGCAGGUGGACCAGCUGCGCCUGCAGAACCAGAGCAUGGACGCCGCCCUGCGCAUGGAGCGCCAGGCUGCCUCGGAGGAGAAGAGGAAGCUGGCCCAGCUGCAGGUGGCCUAUCACCAGCUCUUCCAGGAGUAUGACAACCACAUCAAGAGCAGCGUGGGAUUGCAGCUGGAAGAUCUCAAGCAGCAGCUCAAGCAGGCCGAGGAGGCCCUGGUGGCCAAACAGGAGCUGAUCGACAAACUGAAGGAAGAGGCUGAACAGCACAGGGUGGUGAUGGAGACGGUCCCGGUGCUGAAAGCCCAGGCGGAUAUCUACAAGGCGGAUUUCCAGGCCGAGAGGCAGGCCCGGGAGAGGCUGGCCGAGAAGAAGGAGCUCCUGCAGGAGCAGCUGCAGCAGCUGCGGAGGGGCUACAGCAGGCUGAGGGGCGGCUGCCAGGACUCGGCCAGGAUCGAAGACAUGAGGAAGCGGCAUGUAGAGGUCUCCCAGCCCCCCUUAGCCCCGGGCCCAGCGCACCACUCCUUUCACCUGGCCCUGCCCAGCCAGCGGAGGGGCCCCCCCGAGGAGCCGCUGAACUUCUGCUGCCCCAAGUGCCAGUAUCAGGCUCCUGACAUGGACACCCUGCAGAUACACGUCAUGGAGUGCAUUGAGUAGGGCUGCCUGCUGACACCCAGCCCAGGACAGUGCAAUCUGUUGCUUUCCGCUCCUGUCUGCCUGGUCCUGAAUUAGGGGCUGGGUGACAGAGGGUGGGCCCCUUCUCUGAGCCCCGAGAGCUAGCUGCAGGGCCUUACGCUUCUGCGUCCCCGUCCACCGGUUCACCUCUUUUAGGGCACACGGAGCCCCACAGAGGCCCGAUGCUCUGCUUUUUUUUGUUCGUUCUGUCUGCUUGAACUGCUUGUCUCCGGGGUUCGCUCUUCUUCCACCUGUGCUGGGGAAGUCAAGAGCCAAGGCCAGGGCUCCCAGACAGCUGCUUCCCAGGCUGAGACGGGCAGGAGGGCCUUCGCCCCGGCUGCCUGGCACGGUGCGGCGCUGCUCUCGUGGGCCGGGUGCCGGUCCGCGGCGGCCGCACCACUGCGGAUCGAACUUGGCUGCUGCUGGUGGACGUUUGGGUUGUUACUGGUCUUUUUACUGUCAUAAACAACACCACGGUGAAAAUCCUUGUGCAUCCGUCAUAUGUACCUUUGGGUUGGAUCCCGCAGCAGCGGCACCACUGAGCGGGGGGCAGACAGUACCAGCGCUCCCCUACCCUGGGCGCGCUUUCCCGCUCCUCCCUCCCCGUAGCCCUGCCGCGAUGA